CGCGUCCCCCAACCCGCCCCUCACCCGCGCCCCUUCCCUGCCCUUUCCCUGGCCCCGGCCCCGCGACGCCCUUGCAGAGCAGACCUGAGCUCCGGGUUGGGUUGUUCCUGGACCCUGCAGCGUCUCCAAAUUAGCCCGCGGCUGAGCCGGAGCCUGUACCUCAACCAGCCAGUGAGCGAGGACGGCUGAGUCCGCAGUGUGUGCCACGAGGGUGGUCCCCAGAGUGUCCUUAAGUCGGUUCUCCCCGGUGGGGCUCCAAGGCCGACUGGAAUUAGCCGGGAGAGAAGGGGGGACCACACGGGCCUGGGGGGAUUAGAAUGUGCGCGCUGCGCGGGGCGCAGUCUGUGCGCGCUUGGCAGUGGCGGGAGUCCCUCUCGCAGCGCACGAGGCUCGAGGGGAGCGUGGAUGAGAGGGGAGCGGCUCCCCCGCCCCGGGGCGGGAACCUUUGGGUACGUAUAAUGGGUUCUAGAACUUGGAGGGGGCCGGGUUUCCUGCCAGAGCUGGCAGUAGGUGCUGGUGCGCGUGGGCCCGGAGGACCGAGGUCGUGUCUGUCUGCUACUGGGGAGGGAGAGGUGGUGUCCUGCCCCGGAGCCAGUGGUGGGGAGGGGGGCAUUUGCGGACAGGAGUGGGUCCCCGCAAAGAGCAGAAAGGAGGUGGUGUGUGUGUCCAUGUUGGAGUUCCAACCCGGGGCAGGCAGGACCAUAGGGGUGUUUGGGGGUGCGUGUAGACUCCUUGAGUGCCCAAGCCAGUUGCUUAAGCCGCCUUCAGGGCUGGGGCUUGGUCUGCCCCUUCCCACCCCCUUCCUCUGGAGGUCCCUCCGCCUGUUCCAGACGUAGCUUGUACACAUUUUCCAAUUUCCUGCGGGGCUCCACCCUGCAGCGGCAGCGGCAGCUGGGUGACUCAGGACCCCGGUGGCCGGGCCCCCAGCUCCAUGGGACCUUUGUUUGCUCCGGUCUUUGGCUCUGGCCCUGUGGCCUAGGGCGGUCAGAGGAUUUCCUGAGCCUCGCCCUUGCCCUCUGACAGCUGGGCCAGCAGGCCCCCGCUGAGGUCUGGGGCGGGAGGAGGGGGGGUGGUCCCUGAGUCUGGGGUUGCGGCCCCUUCCACUGGGCUCAGGAGAAGAUGGAACACACAGAGCCUGGGCCGACCCAGUGGCCCCCGGAGGAUGAGAAAGAGGUGAUCCGGCGGGCCAUCCAGAAGGAGCUGAAGAUCAAGGAGGGGGUGGAGAACCUGCGGCGCGUGGCCACAGACCGCCGCCACUUGGGCCAUGUGCAGCAGCUGCUGCAGUCCUCCAACCGCCGCCUGGAGCAGCUGCAUGGAGAGCUGAGGGAGCUGCAUGCCCGAAUCCUGCUGCCCGGCCCUGGGCCUGACCCGGCUGAGCCUGUGGCCUCAGGACCCCGGCCGUGGGCAGAGCAGCUCAGGGCUCGGCACCUAGAGGCUCUCCGGAGGCAGCUGCAUGUGGAGCUGAAGGUGAAGCAGGGGGCUGAGAACAUGACCCACACGUGUGCCAGUGGCACCCCCAAGGAGAGGAAGCUCCUGGCAGCUGCCCAGCAGAUGCUGCGGGACAGCCAGCUGAAGGUGGCCCUGCUGCGGAUGAAGAUCAGCAGCCUGGAGGCCAGUGGGUCCCCGGAGCCAGGGCCUGAGCUGCUGGCGGAGGAGCUACAGCAUCGACUGCACGUUGAGGCAUCCGUGGCCGAGGGCGCCAAGAACGUGGUGAAACUGCUCAGUAGCCGGAGAACACAGGACCGCAAGGCGCUGGCCGAGGCCCAGGCCCAGCUACAGGAGUCCUCCCAGAAACUGGACCUCCUGCGGCUGGCCUUGGAGCAGCUGCUGGAGCAGCUCCCUCCUGCCCACCCUUUGCGCAGCAGAGUGGCCCGAGAGCUGCGAACUGCAGUGCCUGGAUACCCCCAGCCUUCAGGGACACCUGUGAAGCCCACCGCCCUGACAGGGACACUGCAGGUCCGUCUCCUGGGCUGUGAACAGUUGCUGGCAGCCGUGCCUGGACGCUCCCCGGCGGCUGCACUGGCUGGCAGCCCCUCCGACGGCUGGCUUCGGACCAGGGCCAAGCAGCAUCGUGGCCGAGGCGAGCUUGCCAGCGAGGUGCUGGCUGUGCUGAAGGUGGACAACCGCGUUGUGGGGCAGACGGGCUGGGGGCAGGUGGCCAAACAGUCCUGGGACCAGACCUUUGUCAUUCCACUGGAGCGAGCCCGUGAGCUGGAGAUUGGGGUGCAUUGGCGGGACUGGCGGCAGCUAUGUGGCGUGGCCUUCCUGAGACUUGAGGACUUCCUGGACAAUGCCUGUCACCAGCUGUCCCUCAGCCUGGUACCACAGGGGCUGCUUUUUGCCCAGGUGACCUUCUGCGAUCCUGUCAUUGAGAGGCGGCCCCGGCUGCAGAGGCAGGAACGCAUCUUCUCUAAACGCAGAGGCCAGGACUUCCUGAGGGCUUCGCAGAUGAACCUCAGCAUGGCGGCCUGGGGGCGCCUCGUCAUGAACCUGCUGCCCCCCUGCAGCUCCCCGAGCACGAUCAGCCCCCCCAAAGGGUGCCCUCGGACCCCAACAACAUCACGAGAGGCCUCUGACCCUGCCACUCCCAGUAAUUUCUUGCCCAAGAAGACCCCCUUGGGCGAAGAGAUGACACCCCCACCCAAGCCCCCGCGCCUCUACCUCCCGCAGGAGCCAACAUUCGAGGAGACUCCGCGCACCAAACGCCCCCACAUGGAGCCUAGGACUCGACGUGGGCCAUCUCCACCAGCCUCCCCCACCAGGAAAGCCCCUCGGCUUCAGGACUUCCGCUGCUUAGCCGUGCUGGGCCGGGGACACUUUGGGAAGGUCCUCCUGGUCCAGUUCAAGGGGACAGGGAAAUACUACGCCAUCAAAGCACUGAAGAAGCAGGAGGUGCUCAGCCGGGACGAGAUAGACAGCCUGUACUGCGAGAAGCGGAUCCUGGAGGCUGUGGGCCGCACAGGGCAUCCCUUCCUGCUCUCCCUCCUUGCCUGCUUCCAGACCUCCAGCCAUGCCUGCUUUGUGACUGAGUUUGUGCCUGGUGGCGACCUCAUGAUGCAGAUCCACGAGGAUGUCUUCCCAGAGCCCCAGGCCUGCUUCUACGUGGCUUGUGUUGUCCUGGGGCUGCAGUUCUUACAUGAGAAGAAGAUCAUUUACAGGGACCUGAAGUUGGAUAACCUUCUGCUGGAUGCCCAGGGAUUCCUGAAGAUCGCAGACUUUGGACUCUGCAAGGAAGGGAUCGGCUUCGGGGACCGGACUAGCACCUUCUGCGGCACCCCGGAGUUCCUGGCUCCCGAGGUGCUGACCCAGGAGGCGUACACACGGGCUGUGGACUGGUGGGGGCUGGGUGUGCUGCUCUAUGAGAUGCUGGUGGGUGAGUGCCCUUUCCCAGGGGACACGGAGGAAGAGGUGUUUGACUGUAUCGUUAACAUGGACGCUCCCUACCCCGGCUUUCUGUCGGUGCAAGGGCUUGAGCUCAUUCAGAAGCUCCUCCAGAAGUGCCCGGAGAAGCGCCUCGGGGCGGGUGAGCAGGAUGCCGAGGAGAUCAAGGUCCAGCCGUUCUUCAGGACCACCAACUGGCAAGCCCUGCUCGCCCGCACCAUCCAGCCCCCCUUCGUGCCCACCCUCUGUGGCCCUGCGGACCUGCGAUACUUUGAGGGCGAGUUCACAGGGCUGCCGCCUGCCCUGACCCCACCUGCACCCCACAGCCUCCUCACUGCCCGCCAACAGGCCGCCUUCCGGGACUUCGACUUUGUGUCAGAGCGAUUCCUGGAGCCCUGAGGGCAUCUCCUGGCACCUCUGUCCCCUUCCCCCACAGACUGCUAGAGCCUCUGCUUGCCUACCUGUGUGCCCUGCCUGGAGGUCCAGGCCUUGCCGGGUACUUAUGAGCCCUUGGGACUCGAGGUGGCAGCCAUGGGGCCACUGAUGUGGGCUUUGCUCAGUGUCACUGGGCAAAGUGUGUCCCCUCCCCCUCCAGCUCGCCCUCCUCUACCUCCCAGCGAGACCUGGCCCAGAAAGGGUGCCGCAGCAAGGAGUGAUGUAGUUUGUCUUUUUAAGACUGGACUUGCUUUAUAGACUAUUAAAUUUGUAAAAGUGUG
Molecule: messenger RNA, 4097 nt
Organism: Macaca mulatta (Rhesus monkey)
Lineage: Eukaryota; Metazoa; Chordata; Mammalia; Primates; Cercopithecidae
Gene: PKN3
Product: protein kinase N3
Biological process (GO): signal transduction; protein phosphorylation
Molecular function (GO): protein serine/threonine kinase activity; small GTPase binding; ATP binding
Source: RefSeq, a predicted model, not a curated record